CAUGGCGUGCGGACGUUUGUAAGUGCGACUACUUCUGCAAAGGAACUCGCUCGUUUCGACGGAUUAAGAACUAAACCGUACCGAAGUGUUCGUGGGUUGGUGCUGUACUCACGUACUUACAAGUGACUUUGAUAUCUACUUUGACAAUUGAAAGUGAACUUUUCAGACGUUUCAGUGUUUGCGGAUGCCCCGUACGGGGAUUGUAUUCAUUCCGAGAAGCUGAAACUAAUGGAUCCCAACAAGAAGAGCUGAGCUCGUGAAACAUGACGCGGGCCGCCAUUAUGUUUUGGCGCGAAAUGUCAAUCGCUGUCAUUUUUGUUCUUUUGGCAAUGGCUUGCAAGUGUACGGCCCGGGACAUCAAUUUAGAUGAAUCAAAUACCAUUUAUGAAGCCUCCACAAACGAGAACAUCCGCCUGGCUUGUGGGCCGAAGCCACGGGGCCAGGUACAGACCAUCAAGUGGUACAAAGAUGGCCGACCACUCGAGCUCCAUGGACGAUUUAUACAACAGAGGCAGUGGUUGAGAAUAAAAUCGUUUAGAGCCAAAGACGCUGGUUUAUAUUCUUGCAUCAAUGAAGCUAACGACUUGAAGGAAUAUAAUGUUACUAUCAAGCUCAAAGCCGAUGUCUACGAUAUAGAAGAAUUUCAAGGCGAUGCUGCGAAAAUUGUAGAACAAAACCAAGCAGCGGCACUGGUAGAGAACAACACGAUUGAAGAAACUGCUACGAUAAAGAAAACGGUUAAAAGAAAUGCAACAAAGAUCAAUGACAAUAAUAACGAUUCUGACGAUGAAAAGAAAGAGGACGAUCAUGCUGGUUACAUAGAUAAUACAAAAAAUAAGUUUGCACCCAAAUUUAAACACCCAUCUAAAUUAUAUAAAAUAGACAUGAAACCUGCGGGGAGCUCCAUUCAGUUGAAAUGUGCUGCUGAUGGAAAUCCCAUGCCUAAUAUAACAUGGUUUAAAAACAACGGCUCUAUAGAACGGUCUUAUUUCCGACCGAAAUUCGGAAAAUGGUGGAUGUCUCUUGAAGAAUUAUCAAAAACGGACAACGGCAACUACACAUGCCUCAUAUGCAAUGAAUUGGGCUGCAUCAGUCAUACGGUUAAUCUUCAAGUACAAGAGCGAUAUCCAUCGAAGCCUUACAUAAAAGAAGGACAACCAGGAAAUAUAACUGCUGUGGUAAACGAUACUGUAACACUGGCUUGCCCGCCUAUAUCAGACUUGGAACCAUUCUUAUACUGGCUAAAGGCCUAUGAUAAUUUCACCGUAGUUGACGGAGAAGUUGGACCUAACGACCAAACUAUACCAAACGGAUAUGAAAUUCAGAGUGAUGAUCCGGAAGACAAACCAGAAAUGCUGACCAUAUUUAACGUCACUCAAGAAGACCAGGGUUGGUAUAUUUGCGUCGCCAAGAAUACUUUGGGACAAGCGACAGCUAAAGGAUAUCUGACUGUCUUGGAAUCGAUGCCAGUUCCCGUAGUACCAGAACACGCGGGGAAGCACACUCUCCUCGUCAAUAUCCUGACGGCUGUACUUGGCGCUAUGUUCUUUGUCGCUGCCAUAAUAGUCGUAAUGAUAUUCAAGAAGCUCAAACAAGAAAAGAUUAAGAAGCAACUUGCCAUGGAGACUGCGAGGGCAGUCAUAGUGACGCAUUGGACAAAGAAGAUUACAGUAGAAAAACCUCAGAUAGAUGGUUCACCUAGCAGCGCUGAAGAAGCUUUGUUGAUGCCUGUGGUGAAAAUCGAGAAACAGAAACUGCAACAGGUGCAAAGUAACACAAGCGAUUCUAUGGUGAUGUCUGAGUACGAACUGCCGGUAGAUAUCGACUGGGAGGUUCCCAGAGAAACACUAUCGUUGGGAAAAAUAUUAGGAGAAGGUGAAUUUGGAAAAGUGGUAAAAGCAGAAUGUGUUGGUAUUUUGAAACCAGGUGUUCAUUCGGUGGUAGCUGUUAAAAUGUUAAAAGAGGGGCAUACUGAUGCUGAAAUGAUGGCGUUAGUGUCAGAGAUGGAAAUGAUGAAGAUGAUAGGAAAGCAUGUAAAUAUUAUCAACUUGCUGGGUUGUUGCACUCAAGAAGGCCCGCUGUACGUCAUUGUAGAGUACGCGCCCAAUGGCAACUUAAGGGAAUUCUUGAGAAACCACAGGCCCGGCAACAGGUACGAAUCACCAACAGAAGAUCUCAAAGAUAAGAAAACUCUUACGCAAAAGGACCUGGUAUCAUUUUCAUAUCAAGUGGCAAGGGGAAUGGAAUAUUUAGCAUCAAGAAGAUGCAUUCAUCGAGAUUUAGCUGCACGCAACGUUCUCGUCUCUGACGACUGCGUGCUCAAGAUCGCAGACUUUGGGCUCGCAAAAGACGUCCAAAGCAACGACUAUUAUAGAAAAAAGACUGAAGGCAGGUUGCCUGUGCGGUGGAUGGCCCCGGAAUCCCUUUACCAUAAGGUGUUUACUACGCAAACUGACGUGUGGUCAUUUGGCGUGCUAUUAUGGGAGAUCAUGACUCUCGGCGGGACACCGUACCCCACGGUGGCAGGACAGUAUAUGUACCAGCACCUGAGCGCUGGACAUCGCAUGGAAAAGCCACCAUGCUGUAGUCUUGAAAUUUACAUGUUGAUGCGCGACUGCUGGUCCUUCAAACCAGAUGACCGACCGUCCUUCGCAGAGCUGGUAGAAUACUUGGACAAGAUCCUUACAGUGACUGCUAACCAGGAGUACCUAGACCUCGGCCUGCCGCAGCUGGACACGCCUCCAUCCAGUUACGACGGAUCUUCAGAUGAAGAGAGUGAUAGUGAAUUUCCAUUUAUUAACAAUUAACGAAAUGUGACUAUUAGUGGAGUAAAGGACAUAAACAAAUUAUCCAACCUUCAGUAGGUUGAGAGAUUAAAUGCUUUGCACAGCUCGCAGCAACACCAAUUGAGUGAUUGAGCAUUGUCACUGUGCAGGCGACAACAGCAAAUGUUGACUAUGGUGCAAAUGUUUGAAUCUGUGCUGGCUAUCUUUUGGCAAUUUAUGUUGUUGCUAGACGUCGCAACCUAUCUGCCUUUAUUAUUUUUAUCAUUGAUUAAUGAAAGUGUGUAUAUUUUUUCAACAAUUAUACAAGGUGCUCGCGAGGAAUCCAUAUAACUUUAACGGCAUAUUCUUGGUCACAUUUUAAGACUAAAAUGUCAUA
Molecule: messenger RNA, 3162 nt
Organism: Leguminivora glycinivorella
Lineage: Eukaryota; Metazoa; Arthropoda; Insecta; Lepidoptera; Tortricidae
Gene: Btl
Product: fibroblast growth factor receptor homolog 1-like
Exons: 15
Coding region: 264-2807 (847 amino acids)
Biological process (GO): multicellular organism development; fibroblast growth factor receptor signaling pathway; positive regulation of cell population proliferation
Cellular component (GO): signaling receptor complex; membrane
Molecular function (GO): fibroblast growth factor receptor activity; ATP binding
Source: RefSeq, a predicted model, not a curated record